Molecule: messenger RNA, 1102 nt
Organism: Lethenteron reissneri (Far Eastern brook lamprey)
Lineage: Eukaryota; Metazoa; Chordata; Hyperoartia; Petromyzontiformes; Petromyzontidae
Product: SH3 domain-binding glutamic acid-rich-like protein 3
Cellular component (GO): cytoplasm
Source: RefSeq, a predicted model, not a curated record
UCCGCGUCAAACUGCAGCUUAACUGCCGAGGAGUGAGUGAGAGAGAGAGACACGAGAGAGAGAUCUCGCCACUUGUUGUCGAGACCUCGUCUCCGGCGCACUCUUCCCCCGGGGUCGCCAUGGUGGUGAAGAUCUACUACACCAGCGUGGCGGGCUCCCGGCAGAUCAAGUCGAACCAGAGCGACGUGUGGCGCGUGCUGGAGGGCAAAGCCGUGAGGUUCGAGCUGGUCGACAUCGCCUCCAACGAUGAGCUCCGCCAGAACAUGAGGCACCUGAGUGGAAACCCCACGGCUGUGCCGCCGCAGAUCUUCAACGACAACACCUACUGCGGGGACUACGAGCAGUUUGCAGAAGCCGUGGAGCUGGACAGCCUGGAAUCUUUCCUGAAGCUCAAAUGAAACGUUGCCAUUCCACGCGGCGGCCCCACGCACACCGCUCCGUGCGCGCCCCCUUACCAAUCGUUUUUUUCGCUCGCGAUAGUCCGCCGCCAGAACGCACUGCUUCUUGUUACGUUGAUAUUUGUAACAAGCCGAUUCUAUGGACGCCACUGCACGUUUUGGCAAACUUUCCACGGACCGACUUUCCUCGCCCGAGCGUUUCAUGCCCGGGACCCAAUUCCCCCCCCCACCUUGUCCAUUCCGCCCAAGCGCACGGUCACGCAACACAUUCCUCCGGGCCAGUUCUGUGGACAUGCUUUGAAUUCUUGCCAUUUAGCAUUAGUUUUUUUUCUUGCUGCGUCCUGGCUUGUGGAUUAAAUGCAAUCGUCGUCCCUUUGCUCACCCGCGCUGUCGACCCAUCCACACUGAGCUUAAAGCCACGAAAACCACAGUUGCCAUAAGGUCACCGCGGGUGCCUGGUGGCACUUCUCCAGCCAAUCUGCGAGCGGGAUGCCCCUUUGCACGAGGAGUGUUUCUGAACGUUUUGCCUCUCCCCCCCCCGUGCCACGAACUUCGUGUUGUCUGGAUUUAGCGGGGUUGUGGGAGAAAGGGGGGUCGUUUUCUUGGAAAAUAACGGAAAAUCAAGACGGGUCUGUUGUGGUUUUUUAAAUAAAAAAAUCCGUUCAAUGAAGAAAGCAAUAAAUUGUGGCUCUUGAGAAAAAGUU